AUGAAGGCAACGUUUGAAUACAGACAGCGCCUUGUCCAUGAUCCAGAGGGAUCCACCACCAUUCUCUCUGUUUUUCCUCGGUUCCUGGACACUAAAGGAUUGAUUCUUCAGGACUUCACACUCCUCUUUGGGUCAGAAACUGCUUCCAGACUUUUGGAAAGGUGGCCGACAGUUUUCAAAGCAAAGGUUAUCAGACUAGGAGAAACCUUGACUCCCACUCCACUGCUGAAACGAUUACUGUCAUCUGCCAAACAGAGCAAAGAAAGCAGCGAGGCACAGGAUUCCCCAGAGUGGGACAGUGAUAUAUCAUCCUUCCUUCUACUUUUGCAUCUCCUAUCACCCCAGGCUUCAGGAAGAAAGAAAAUCCAAAGGAUCAGUAUUUGCAAGGCUAUUGACCAUCUGGUGGUGUUUCACAAAGCAUGCAGGAGCAUACAGGAACACCUUGAGCUGGAAGAGAAUCGUCAGCCAUACAUUCUUGCCUCAGGGAGGAGCAAGGAAGCCAUCAGUCACUACUUCAUUGUGGUGGAUAAAAAGCUCAUCCCCUGUCAAGAAUCCUCUUCACUGGCUGCCAUUGAUGAACUCUUCAAGAUUCAUUUUGUUUUCAGUCUCAGUUAUGAUAGCCAUUGCCUAUCACUGGGAGUCAUGUACUAUCAGGGGUAUUGAGUCUGGGCCUGUUUCAAAUGAGCUGUUGUCUGACCUUGAAAACUCUGAUUUUAUUUCAGAGCAACUCCAGAUUGAUAUCUCUAGCGAGGUAAUGGUCACACCGUGGGUAAAGUGUCAAGGUACUGAGUAUCGCAGUGAUCUUGUUGUUUUCUUAGAGUUUGUUGAUGAAAGAUUGCUAAAAUUUUUAUUAAGGAUGGAAUUUAUAUUUUGGUAUCGUGUAUGGAAUCAGAGUUUAUUGAACACCUUCAUGCUUUCAGUGUUGUUGAACAAGAGCAUUGUCUUGUACUCCAAAAACCUGAGGAAUUGAUGUACUACAAGCCAUUUGAUUUACAAAUGUCCUAUGGCAAUGACCAUCUUUUUUACAUUGUCGUGAACUGUUAUUUGUAAUAAUUUCAUGGCAUUUAUGGUUUCUUGCUCUGUGCUGAAAUAAAGUUUUGAAACCUU
Carassius gibelio (silver crucian carp) is the source of this 1107-nucleotide messenger RNA. RefSeq lists its product as uncharacterized. The coding region runs from base 1 to 663 and encodes 220 amino acids. NCBI's taxonomy places the organism in Eukaryota, Metazoa, Chordata, Actinopteri, Cypriniformes, Cyprinidae. The record is from RefSeq and is a predicted model, not a curated record. The transcript has 4 exons.